AUUCGUAGCCUCUUCCUUCUUGACAAACGGGUUGUUGUAUCGAACGGCGUCAUUCAACGUUACCGGCCAUCGCAGCAGCAACUCAGGCCUGAGCCCCAGUCGCACAUAGGAGGCUGAUGGUGACUCAGGCAGUCGGUAGUGCUCCAGCUUUUUGCACUUCACCCAACGCACCAGCGGGUUUGGAACGGGAUUUGGAUAAGCACGAAGAGCUGGAUCACCGACUGGCGCUGGAUUUGCCUUCUCUCGCGAUGGCCUAGCCAUCUUGACUAUCUCACUCUCUCUUUUGUGGAAUCUGGUUGACCCACGAAAAAACUUUUGUUCUAUGUUUUGAGCAGAAACGCGUCGAGUAGGGCAGUCACAAUGACUUCAGCCGACCUUCACACCGCGCUUUUACGCCCGGCAGUUCUUCAAAUCCUUCGCGCCGCUGGCUUCAGCUCCGCGCGGCCAGUUGUAAUCGAUACCGUCACGGAUCUUGCAGCCCGCUAUCUUCUCUUACUGGCGUCUUCGACCGCCCAAAACGCGUUCAAUACGCACAACACUUUCGUGCCGACUAUCCAGGAUGUGAGACUUGCGCUGACCCAGGCCGGGGCGUUGGCGCCGCAGAUGAAUACGGUGGAGGAGAGCUUGAGAGGGGAUGUGGAGGUUGUGGAGGGAGUGUGGGUGCCGUUCGAGGAUUUACGAGGCGUCGAGGCCUUCGUGAACUGGGCGUAUGGGCCAGUCAACAAGGAGAUCCGGAGGAUUGCGGGCUUUGGCGACGAUGUGAACGUGGAGGAGAUUGCGGCAGCCUUGGAUGAGCAGGAAGAUUAUCUGUCUGCGUUGAAGAAGCGUCACAGCAAAACCGGCGAAGCCGUCCGCUACCAAGGCACCGUUCUCGGCAAGGAUACAGAAUUACAAGCGGUAUCAAUCGUGGGCGGCCCUGCAGCUUCGAUUGCAGAAUGGGCACAACAGGCCUUGGCCAGCACACGAACCUACUCCAGCCUGCGCCCUGGACAAGAAGAGGGUGCGACCCCAGCGACAUCUGGCAUUAGCAGUGCACCGCUCACCCCGAUUGAAUCUGAAUGAAAGGGAGAUCGAUAGCGCGCUGUUGCUAUCCAUACCGGAACAAACCCUUUAGGUGCGGCAGAAAUAUCAUCGUGCAUCAACAGCCUCAUCCAUAGAUGCCAAGGCCAAAGUUCAACGCCCACUUCACUGUUCAAACGAGCACAUUCCUGAGAAGAGCCUAGUCUCGGACCAUACUACCGUACACAAUACUAGGCCUAAAAUCCAGUCUUCAUACCCAAAUUGGCUACUGAUAGCACGAAAUGAUGAGGCCGCGAGCCUUUCUGCACAGGCAGGAAACACAUGUGUUGGAAAGAGACGUUCACAGAGCAUGUUCCAAGCAGAAGCCAACAGCUACAGCCCGCAGUGAUAAUGGUGCCAAAGAAUCAAAUGAUUCACGGCGGAACAGCCAGGGCAGGCGGUUGAUCCUAGCCAUUGACAUGAGAUACAUCAAGCUACCGCCCAGGGAGGGGAGGGGGAAGGUCAGACUGGCGCCAUUGUGCAGCAAUCUGCACAACUUAGAAGGCAGCCUUGAACAGAUCCUGUUCUCAAACAAUGAGGAUGAUUAAAUUUGGCCCAAAGUAUCUGGUCAUGAUAUUACACUAUGCCUUCUCCAAAACUGUCCUCCCACGAGACUGGGGCGCUAGAUGCGUCCUCCUCGUAAUAAUGGGUAACAUUACUAUUGCCGACCUCGCCGGGAUUCUCG
This is a messenger RNA of Cladophialophora immunda, 1744 nucleotides long. RefSeq lists its product as uncharacterized. Lineage: Eukaryota; Fungi; Ascomycota; Eurotiomycetes; Chaetothyriales; Herpotrichiellaceae. Bases 361 to 1062 code for a protein of 233 amino acids. Gene Ontology annotation, molecular function: protein heterodimerization activity. The record is from RefSeq and is a predicted model, not a curated record. The transcript has 2 exons.